AUGAUAGCUUCUUACUUUCCGAAUUUCAAGCAUGAAACAUCUGAUGGAGCACGCAAACUUACAUGCCUCACAAAAGAAUGUCAUAUAGCUAAAACAGAAGGAGAUACUUUUGAGCUCGUUGACACUACUGAUGUGAUUGAAGACUUUGGGAUGGGAAGUGUACACAGGCCUUCAAGAAACCUGCCGCAAAUCAUGGAUUCAAUGUCCCCCUCCCACGCCUUUGCGGGACUCGCGUGUAGAGGCAUCAAAUCUGAACCACAGAGCAGCAGCGGACUAUGCGAACUGUACAGCACUGCAUCUAAAAGGCGCGUAUGUCACGAAUCUUUGGUGUGUCAGGUCGAACACGAAUGUGCAAUUGAAAAUGAACCACAGAACAGCAGCGGACUAUGCGAACUGUACAGCACUGCAUCUAAAAGGCGCGUAUGUCACGAAUCUUUGGUGUGUCAGGUCGAACACGAAUGUGCAAUUGAAAAUGAACCAUCCAGUUGGACGGGAUACUCCGACGACACCGGCGCUACAAAUACCCCUCAACAGCUGGCCUCAACCGAAUCGGCGGAUACCGACGAACCUUCGAGUUCUGGAGGCAUUACCAACGGGGUAAUUUCAAGCUGAUAUUUUAUCAAGUUUUAACGGAGAUUGCCAUUUUUAUGUGUGAAGGUACUGACCUCAGGAUGCCUGAUUAGCCUUUGUGAGUGAGCAUUGAGUGUACCUGGUACAACGCGUGUUAUCAACCAGGCACGCUUAUUGGCCGACAAUGAUAUACUUUCGGACAAUAACAUUUGCGACAAGGGUUAAUGAAC
This is a messenger RNA of Dicrocoelium dendriticum, 800 nucleotides long. The record is from the annotation of a GenBank genome assembly. NCBI's taxonomy places the organism in Eukaryota, Metazoa, Platyhelminthes, Trematoda, Plagiorchiida, Dicrocoeliidae.